UUUUUGACAUCUCUCAACCAGUCAGAUUCUAGAACAAAACUUCCAAAUUCUCCGUACCCGAAACGAUGUCGGCCCACUCGCUCACCGACGAACAGCAGCGCCAGUACCGGCAAAUGUUCGAAACGUUCGACAAGGAUGGCAACGGUUCCAUCACGACGACGGAACUGGGAACGCUGGUGCGAGCGCUAGGUCUUAAUCCUUCGAUCGCCGAGAUCGAGCAGAUGAUCCACGAGGUGGACCUGGACGGGAGUGGGACGAUCGAGCUGAACGAGUUUUACGUGCUGAUGGCUCGGAAGCAGCGGGAAGCCUCGUCGGAGGACGAGCUGCGGCAGGCUUUCAAGGUGUUUGACAAGAACGAGGAUGGGUUCUUGACGGUGGAGGAACUGUCGAUGGUGAUGAAGAACUUUGGUGAGCGGUUGAGCGAUGAAGAGUUGGCGGAUUUGCUGGAGGAGGCGGAUGUUGACAAGGAUGGACGGAUAAAUUAUGAGGAGUUUGUGACCAUGUUGACCAAGUAGUG
Messenger RNA from Culex pipiens pallens (northern house mosquito), 517 nucleotides. Its product is annotated as calmodulin-like. Gene Ontology annotation, molecular function: calcium ion binding; enzyme regulator activity. Lineage: Eukaryota; Metazoa; Arthropoda; Insecta; Diptera; Culicidae. The transcript has a single exon. The record is from RefSeq and is a predicted model, not a curated record. Bases 66 to 515 code for a protein of 149 amino acids.